AGGAUUUUUUACUUAACUACACCGCGGUGCUAUUUUUACUUACAAAUAGAGAAUACAGAGAUCACCCAUCUUUGGCUAUAAACUGUUAUAUUUGACCUUUAUGCUGUACACCUCUGAAAGAUACCAGCAUUACACAUUCAAAAUAGUCAUCUUUUUUCAGUGCUUCACAGUUACAGAUCACAAGUAAUUAACAAUGAAUGUAUCACAAUACAAGACCUCUGAUGCUAGUAACACUGUUCUUAAAACAACACACUUAGGGCGAAAGCUUCAGGAUACACACACAUACACACACUGUCCAGUGCUCGUGGACAGUGUUGCCUCUUCAUAUAUAUUUAAGUGUUACCCCAAGUUACACCAAUCAGCCUAUUAGCCUCGUAUGAACGUGUAAUAACUUAAAGCCGAACUGAGAAACAAAAGUCACUUACAGUACAUCAAAGAAAAAGGCAAACAUAUAUAUUUUGUGAGCCCUUAUCCUUCUGAUAUUCUUCAGUCUUGUGGAGCUGGUCCAAGUUAUAAUUAGCUCUGUGAGGAUUCACAUAGGAGAGAGGAGAGUAAGUCUUGGACAUUUAAUUUGCCUCUUGUUAUAAUGACAAGCCUAUUAGCUCUCAUAAUGAAAGCACUUACACCUGCACUGUCGCUAACCAGGCUUCCCCUCCACUCUGGUCAACGUUGUUGCUGUUCAAAUGAGAUGUCUUAAUUUAGCUGUGUCUCAACUUCGUUUCUAAUGCAGUUUGCAUGUUUAUUUAAAUUCAUUUUAAGAGUUUUGUUUCCUUUACAACAACUCUUUAACUUUACAGUGUACACAGAUAAUGAUGGUUUCUGUUUAACACAUUGUUGUACAUGUUAGUGCAUCUAGUGGAGUGGGUCUGCUGUGAACAGGAGAUUGUUUGAGGACAUGUCUGUGGGAGUAGAAGAGACUCUUCUUCUUACCACCUGUCAGCCUGAAUAAAGAUAGUGGCAGUGAUAAAGACAGACGUGGAAGAUAUGUGUUUUGGAUUUAUUCCAGCAAUGCUGCACAGUGACAAAGAGGGCUGAGCUAAGGACAAGACACCUACUGUCAGUCAGAAGAUUACUGGUUGACACUUCAAGCAGCAGCAGAAGCAGCAGCAGCAGCACCAGCAGUUGUCUUUGCAUGCAACAUGAGACAUACACCUGCUGAUAGUGUUGUAUGUUUGAGCACACACUGAGACGGACUGUGGAUCUUGUCUUCGACUUUGUCUGAGCCGUCUCUUUGUCAGUCAUGGCUACAGUCAGCAGGGAUGCUACCUUGGAUGUCGCAGUGGGAAACUCUCGACUGUCCACUAUCUGACAAAGGCACAGCAGUCGGAAAGAGAGUUUAAUUCAAAGCUGUUGAAGUCUAGAAACAUCAUUUGGAGCUGCAGGACACCAGUCUGAGAAAUGGCUAAUAGUCAUGAAACCCAAUUCAAUGCUCUAUUGGUGACAAAGACACACUGGAAAAAACCCGGAAAUACCCCAGAUUUAUUUGAAAUGAUUGAAAAGAUGCAGGGCAACAGGAUGGAUGAGCAGAGAUGCACCUUUCCUCCCCCGCUCAAGACUGAGGAGGACUACAUUCCAUACCCCAGUGUCCAUGAGGUGUUAGGCAGAAAAAGCCCCUUUCCUCUCAUCCUGCUGCCUCAGUUUGGGGGUUACUGGAUUGAAGGGACUAACCAUGAGAUGAGCGACCCAGAGACAGAACCGCCGCCGCCUCUGUCCCCGAACACCCGCACCAAGCUGGAGUGUAACACAACAGCUAUGAUCUACCGGAAACACUUCCUUGGCAAGGAGCACUUUAAUUACUAUUCAGUGGACAGUGCCCUCGGACAUCUGGUGUUCUCUGUAAAGUACGAUGUGAUUGGUGACCAGGAACAUCUCCGUCUAAUGCUCAGGAGCAAGUUGAAAACCUACCAUGAUGUGAUUCCCAUUUCCUGUCUCACAGAGUUUCCCAAUGUGGUGCAAAUGGCCAAGCUUGUCUGUGAAGACGUCAAUGUGGACCGCUUUUUCCCUGUCCUUUAUCCAAAAGCUUCAAGACUUAUUGUCACCUUUGACGAACAUGUGAUAAGCAACAAUUUCAAAUUUGGGGUCAUUUAUCAAAAGUUUGGACAGACGACAGAGGAAGAUGUGUUUAGCAACAGUGAAGAGAGUCCUGCCUUUGUAGAAUUCCUGGAGUUUCUAGGAGAGAAAAUUGAGCUGCACAACUUUAAAGGUUUCCGUGGGGGGUUAGACGUGACUCACGGGCAGACAGGCACCGAAUCCAUCUACUGCAACUACCGCAACAAAGAGGUCAUGUUCCAUGUGUCCACAAAGCUGCCCUACACAGAUGGGGACACCCAGCAGUUGCAGAGAAAGCGGCACAUAGGGAACGACAUUGUGGCCAUAUUAUUCCAAGACGAAAACACUCCGUUUGUUCCUGAUAUGAUAGCCUCCAACUUUCUGCACGGCUACAUUGUGGUCCAAGUGGUCAACCCCUGCUCCAACAAUGUUCUCUACAAGGUGUCAGUGACAGCGCGGGAUGAUGUGCCUUUCUUCGGCCCGGCUCUACCGAACCCUGCUGUUUUUAAGAAAGGCCCUGAAUUCCAUGAAUUCCUUUUUACUAAACUCAUCAACGCAGAGUAUGCCUGUUACAAAGCUGAGAAAUUUGCCAAAUUAGAGGAGCGAACGAGGUCGGCCUUGUUAGAGACUCUUUACGAGGAGAUCCAUGUGAACAGCCAGGCCAUGAUGGGUGUCGGAGGAGACGACGACAAACUGGAAAACGGGAGUGCAGGAGGAGGGGGCUUCUUUGAGUCCUUUAAGCGGGUGAUCCGCAGCAGAAGCCAGUCUAUGGAUGCCAUGGGUCUUACUUUCAAGAAGCCGCACACAUUCUCCACUAGCUUCAGCAGCAGCUUUAACCACGAGCCCGCAGAGAGCCCCAAAUUCCCAGGGAUAUCAUUGCUUGUCCCAGGUAAAAGUCCCAGUAAAUAUGGACGUCGAGGCAGUGCCAUAGGGAUAGGAACAGUAGAAGAGUCUUUGAUAAUACCGGGGAAAAGCCCGACCAGGAAAAAGUCCGGCCCCUUCAGCUCCAGGCGAAGUAGUGCCAUCGGUAUUGAAAACAUUCAAGAGGCCCAUGAGAAGAAAGAGAUCUCCCUCAAUACCCAGAAGACCCCUGAUAGCGGUCACGUCUCUCAAGAUCCCAAAUCUGACAACUCGUCCAAUCAGAGCUCCCCUGAGGCGCUCACAAACCCAAAGAACAGUUCUCUUCUCGGUGGCAGGGCCCCGUCCAUCCCUGAGGGUCAUGACCUCUCCCGCUCCUCCAGCAAUGCUAGCAGCUUCGCCAGUGUGGUGGAGGAGAACGAGACAGAGGCCACAGAGGACUAUGACACGGGCAUGGAGAGUCUGUCGUCUGCCGGGACGCCACACAAGCGAGACUCCUUGAACUACAGCACCUGGCUGGAGGACAGCGCCAGCAGCACCAGCACCACCAGCCGAGGCAACUCCCCAGGUGAGACAGGUCCUAGUAAACCUGAUCGAGGGAAGGGGACAGACGUCCGCAUCAAACUGGAAAGACCACACGAUCAUCAAUCCUCAUCAAACUGUUAGCUCCAUGCAUUGGUUGUAUCCUGGAUCUCCAUCUUCAGCAUUCCCAUAUGUCGCAAUCCCUCUGGGAGGUUAGACAAAUGCAGGCGUUCGCCAUGUCUAAUGAUGAGAAGGAUGAGGAAGAUGAGAAGGAAGAGAGAAAGCAGGUGGAGCGUGGCCAGUCUGCUGCUCAGUGAGAGCCGGCAUGAGGAAUAUCCAGAAACCUGGAGAACACUGGGAAGCAUGCGUUUCGUUCCACUCUUUUCUUUGCCUGUUCACACAUCUGUUGCCUAGGUAUUUUUACCUUUUGUUUCAAAAGCGCACAUUUAUCUACAAAUGUAAUGGUCAAAUUUGUAAAAAAUGUCACUUUGGUUUAGUUGUUCUUGUUGAAGCCAAGGUGUGCUGGCUAUACAGGGUAAAUACGGUGCCAUUGAGCUCUUUGUAGAAGCUGGAAGGACUUUUGCUGCAAUACAGGGAAGAUAAUUGCCUGGAUGGUUUUACCAAAUCAACAAAGGUUUUAAAUCAAUAAAUAUCUCUACCAAAUAUUCAGCAUCAAAGGUGGGUAUUUUCUAACAAAACAUCUAAUGUGAUAUAUUAUGUUCUGUUGAUGCUGUUAAAUGUGAUUAUUUUCUGGGUAAAAUCCAAAUUGAAGGAUUAUGUAGCUGCUAAACUAUUACCUUUACAUGCCAGAUUUCCAAAAGAUUAGAUAUCAAACCUAAGAGUGAAGAGAGCAAUGUAUCAUAGGUAACAGGAAAUGGCCUUAAAGGGACAGUACAGCCCAAAAUCAAAACAAUCUCGAUGGUUAUGGUGUGAGUUGCCCAGUGUGGGAGAUAUUGGUCCUAGAGAAACUGCAUAUUGAAUAUACUGGAACAAGAUUGCAUUUGGCUUCUGUUGCUCAAGGCUUGAAAAAACCUAAUGUCUCUUUGCAGAAAUGUAAUGUAACUAGCUCAGGAGGGCCUCUCGUCCACGAGGUGUUGCACGCUUGCUUCUGCGCUGUGAUUAGAUAGAAAAAUAGUAGUUCUUACAUGAAACAUUGCACAAUGUCUGUGGAUAAUCUUGAGAAACCAGGUAAUAAUUUCAGAAAAGAGGCAUUACUGUUGUUUUUUUAAUGUAUUUUUGCCACUUAAAGCAAUGUUUAAAUAAGUUCCAUUAUAUUGGAGAGAAGCCAGUCAUACCGACAAUAAAUAUCCCCAACAAUGAAGGAUGGCUCUGUGUGUUAUAACAAAAACAUGUUUUUAAUUUUGGAAAUGAGUUGUCUCUUUAAGAAGACAAUUUCUUCAUCACUCACAUGCAUUUUACCUCACUUCUUUGACUCAUGUGUCCUGCGACGAAAAUGGGAUUGCAGGAUUAGUUUAGAAAUUGUGUCGCAAUGCAGAUAUACUUCAGCGCUGUCCGUAUUGUCUUUAGAUAUAUGGAUACUGCCAUCAAUCACCGAUCUAACUGCUUUGUCUCUCUUGUUUGUUGGAGAGAAGCCCAAUCUCUACAUUUAUGUUCUGUUUUUCUCUCUAAUGUCUGUCCUUAUGUAUCAAUUAGGUUCCUGUUGAAGUGGCAUUUAUAGCAUACAUCUGUCACACUGUACCUCUAUGGUGAAUAUGUCUAGCAUUCUGCCAUAUGCUUGUACUGUGUGUGUGUGUGUGUGUGUGUGUGUGUUGCCUUGUAGUGAAUUAUAAUGUUGUCAUCUGUAAAGUCUAUUCCAAGAGUCAGAUCUCGUUCACUGCAGUAACCUUUCAAUGCAAUUAUAAAAAGAUAGUGAAUAUUUAUUUGCUUAAAGUGAGAAAAUAACUCUAAAUACAACUACUGAUUUUGUAAAUAGAUAAUUGGUUGGAGUGUAUAGUAUAAAAUGUAAAGGCCAUCGAUUAAAAUAGGAUUGACCAACAUCCUUGAAAUCACUGCCAAGUUAAAAAUUGCUGUUUUAUUUCAUGUACAUUUACUUUUAAAUAUUAUUUUGCAAAGAGUUUUAUAGAAGAGAAAUAUUUAAGAAAAUAUUCAGACUGUUGUGUAAAAGGGAAAUCUCACAGCACAUUCUGCUGAUCAUUUCAGUUGCCUUAUCAUCACAAACUGAUGGUGUAAUUAUAAUGAACGAAAUAGUUAAUAGCCAGCAGGAUUUACAAUGAAAUGAAUGUGUUGUUGUUGUUGUUGCUAUUUUUGUUGUUGUUGUUUUUAUUGUAAAUAAAUGCCCUGAGAAUUUUAAA
Molecule: messenger RNA, 5741 nt
Organism: Eleginops maclovinus (Patagonian blennie)
Lineage: Eukaryota; Metazoa; Chordata; Actinopteri; Perciformes; Eleginopidae
Product: rap1 GTPase-activating protein 1-like
Exons: 24
Coding region: 1399-3573 (724 amino acids)
Biological process (GO): regulation of small GTPase mediated signal transduction; activation of GTPase activity
Cellular component (GO): cytoplasm
Molecular function (GO): GTPase activator activity
Source: RefSeq, a predicted model, not a curated record